Molecule: messenger RNA, 477 nt
Organism: Aspergillus wentii DTO 134E9
Lineage: Eukaryota; Fungi; Ascomycota; Eurotiomycetes; Eurotiales; Aspergillaceae
Product: 60S ribosomal protein eL21
Exons: 4
Coding region: 1-477 (158 amino acids)
Biological process (GO): translation
Cellular component (GO): ribosome; cytosolic large ribosomal subunit
Molecular function (GO): structural constituent of ribosome
Source: RefSeq, a predicted model, not a curated record
AUGGGUCACUCGCACGGUUUGAGAUCCGGCACUCGGUAUGCCUUCAGCCGCAACUUCAAGGAGCACGGUAGCAUUCCCCUGUCGACCUACCUGAAGACCUACCGGGUUGGUGACAUUGUGGAUAUCAAGGUCAACGGUGCCGUCCAGAAGGGUAUGCCCUACAAGGUCUACAACGGAAAGACCGGUGUCGUCUACAACGUGACCAAGUCCGCCGUCGGUGUCCUCCUCUACAAGAUGGUCGGCAACCGCUACAUCGAGAAGCGCAUCUCCGUCCGCAUCGAGCACGUCAAGCACUCCCGCUCCCGUGAGGACUUCAUCAAGCGUGUCAAGGAGAACGCCGCCAAGAAGAGCCAGGCCAAGCAGGAGGGUGUCACCCUUCACCUCAAGAGACAGCCCGUCCAGCCCCGUGAGGCUCACACCCUUGAGGGUACCGCCCCCGAGAGCAUUGCUCCCAUCGCCUACGACACCCACAUCUAA